Hirsutella rhossiliensis is the source of this 2661-nucleotide messenger RNA. Its product is annotated as C6 transcription factor (War1). Gene Ontology annotation, cellular component: nucleus. The coding region runs from base 1 to 2661 and encodes 886 amino acids. Gene Ontology annotation, biological process: regulation of DNA-templated transcription. The transcript has 3 exons. Gene Ontology annotation, molecular function: zinc ion binding; DNA-binding transcription factor activity, RNA polymerase II-specific; transcription cis-regulatory region binding. Lineage: Eukaryota; Fungi; Ascomycota; Sordariomycetes; Hypocreales; Ophiocordycipitaceae. The record is from RefSeq and is a predicted model, not a curated record.
AUGGAGCUGGAUCCACGGCUUCGACCUGGCCAGGCCUCGCCACCGCCCGAUGCCGGCAAGAAGCAGUCGAGCACGCCAUCGUCCGAGUCCGAGUCGGCGUCGCCGUCUUCUCCCCAGCUCGAGUCCUCGUCUGCCGCUGCGGCGGCACAUGCCCAGCAGCAGGAUGCGGCCGCCGAGGAGGCCAUCAGGAAGCCAAGGGCCUGCGAGGCCUGCCGCAGCCUCAAGGUGCGCUGCGUCACGACGGCACCCACGAGGAAGCGGCAGAGGAAGACGGACAGCCGCGUCUUGGAGCUCGAGAAGAAGAUUGACGCCUUGACGGCGAGCCUGCAGGCCCGUGCCGCGCCGGCGGCGGCGGGAGGCAGCAGCGCAAGCCCACGGGUGGCGGCGGCGUCGGCGGCGUCUCAGGCGCACCGGCCAUCUGGCGGCGGGACCGUUUGGGGCGCCCAUGACGAGGCGACGAGCUGGGGGGCCGCCACCGUCGAGACGGGCCAGGGGCGACGGCAGCAGCAGCAGCAGCAUCGCCUCUCCGCUGCCUUGUACGAGCCCGCCGCAGCCACCGCCGCGGCAGGUCAAAAGAGAAAAGCCGCCGAGAGCCCUGACGGCAACGACAACGACAACGGCAGCAAUGAGCACGGGCGCUCGCCGUCGCCCGCCCCGGCCCUGGUGCCCAAGCCGAGCGAGCGAGACAUUGUCGACCGCGGCCUCGUCAGCGUCGAAAAGGCAGCCGAGCUCUUCUCGCGCUACAAGGAGAGCAUGAUCCGGCACAUGCCGGCCGUCGUCUUCCCGCCGAGCAUGUCGAGCAUGGAGCUGCGCCGCAGCAAGCCGUACCUGUUCCUGGCCAUCAUGGCGGCCGCCUCGUCCGAGACGCACCGGCUCCAGCGCGCGCUGCACCGCGAGCUGAUGCAGCUCUUUGCCUACAAGAUCGUCGUGGCGGGCGAGAAGAACCUCGAGCUCGUGCAGGCGCUCCACGUCGCCGUCGUCUGGUACUGGCCGCCCGAGCACUUUGAGGAGCUCAAGUUCUACCAGCUCGUCCACAUGGCGGCCGUCAUGGCGCUCGACAUUGGCCUGGGCAAGCCGCGCGCCCCCUCGCGCCGCGGCAUCCCGCCCUUUAGCUGGAGGGAGGCGGCGCGCCCGCCCGAGCGUCGCCACGAUGCGCAGCCCGAUCCGACGAGCCUCGAGUGCCGCCGCGCCUGGCUGGCCUGCCACUUCUUCGCCGCCAACACGGCCAUGUCGCUGCACCGCCCCAACCUGAUCCGCUGGUCGUCGUUUAUGACCGAGAGCCUCGACCUCCUGGCCUCGUCGCCCGAUGCCGCCCCGACGGACCAGUACCUGUGCCACCUCGUCUGGACGCACCGCAAGGGCGAGGAGAUUGGCGUCCAGUUCUCUAUGGACGACCCGGGCGCCGCUCCCGUCAACAUCACCGACGCCAGGACCCAGUAUGCCCUGAGGGCGCUGGAGCGCGACCUCGCCAAGUACCGCGCCUCGGUGGCCAAGGAGCUGCUGCAGCCAACGCUCAAGAUUGGCUUCCACCUCCUCAGCCUGUACAUGCACGAGCUCGUCCUCCACUCCAACAUGUCGACGGAGCAGAUCCGCCCGCCCUUCAACACCGACGCCAUCCGCGACGGUAUGGUCGGCCGCGCCGAGCCGCUGUCGGCCGCCCACAUCAACGCGCUGUCGGCCUGCCUGGGCGCCAUUGCCGGCAUCCUUGACACCUUUCUCGCCAUGGACGUGUCCGCCAUCCGCUGUCUGCCCGUCUUCAACUUUGUCCGCGUCGCCUACGCCGUCGUCGUCCUCAUGAAGAUGUUCUUCUCCGCCUCGGACCCGCGCUUCGAGCUCGGUAGCAUCAUUGGCCGCGGCGACCUGCGCGUCGACUUCUACCUCGACGCCCUGCUGCAAAAGUUUCGCGUCACCGCCGCCGACGACAGGUGUCGCCCUGCAGCAAAGUUCCUCGUCGUCCUCGUCAUGCUCAAGAGCUGGUUCCUGAGACAGGCCAAGGCUGACGUCGACUCUGGCGGCGGCGGCGGCGGCGGCGGCGCAGUGGAAGGCGGAGACGGCUCUGGCGCGGCCCUGUCCGGGACCAGUCCCGCGCCCCCGGAUGCCCCCCCUCCCUCCUCGGCCCAGCACCCGCGGCAGCACUCCCUCAACACCCCCCUGCAGGUCCUCUCCGAAGUCGCCAUGGGCCGCGAAUCCAGCGGGCCGCCGCGCCCCGUCUUCGGCUCCCUCCCAGACAUCCGACCCGGCCAUGCCCACCACCUCCACAAGCCCCUCUUCCACGACGCCGCCUCCUCGGCCGGCGGCGCCUCUACCUCGUCCCCCUCCGGCCCGAGCGCAAACUUCACUCCCACCGCCGCCGCCGCCGCCGCCAUGGGCCCCGCGUCGUCGUCCUCGUCGUCCAUAGGCGCCGGCCCCGGGGCCGCGGGUGCCUUUCCUCACCCCCCCUGGAUGGACCAGCAGCAGCAGCAGCAGCAGCAGCAGCCGCCAGCGCCGAACUGGGAUCCCCUCACCGGCCUGCCCCCGAGCCUCGGCCUUGACCUCGAGAGCCUCGGCCUGCCGCUCGACUCCUACGACGCCCACGCCGGCGGCGCCAGGAUAAUCAUCAACGAGCCCUGGUUCACCGACGUGUUCCAGGGCCUGCCCGACCCAAACGUCUUUCCCUUCUGA